AUGCCUCAUAAGCAUCAUAACAGAAGCUCGAGAGACCUUGGCCGUCAAAGUCAGGGUCCCUCACGCCAAGUCCAAAACUCAUCUCAGCUACAGCAACAACCUACCCAACUACUCAUGUCCCCGUGGUCCUUCUGGGAUUCUGUAGCUGUGAACCUGUUCCACUUGCCAAAAGAUGUGAAUACACGUAUCCUGUGGCAUGUAUUUUCCCAAGAGGGCAACGUCAGUUCCAUAGAUCUAUUCGAGGACUCUCACGGCAACAGAGAUUCUAAAGCGAAGAUCCGUUUCAAGCCGCCUCCUAAGACAGACUUCUGGAGGAAGGGAUCAUACCUCAUCAAAGUUCCCAAUGGUCGAGCAGCACUCGUCAACAUUGCUCUUGAUUUCAACCGCGAUAAACCACAGAUUGCAAGUCCUGUUCGUCCGGACAUCUUUUAUCCAGUUGAAGUCAAAAUGCCAAUCUUGUCUAUGGAUGUCGGCAUUCUACUGAACAAGACGACAAUGUUGCCAAUGCGCUCUGUCGGCUCUGGCAGAGAUGAGCACGCAUCAGUAGUUCUUAAUCUGAGGCAAAGAGCUCUUCUCGUCUACUUUCAACUUCCUAUUUUCAACCAGGGACAGAAACUAACUCCAACCGCUGGUGUCCUCCAGGAAUACCGCUUGAAAAUACCCUUCGUUCAACUAACUCAGAUUCUCCAGACGUGCGAUAGUGCUACAGAAAGUCUUUCGCACUUUAUAGUUCUAGACUCUCCUCCACUAUAUCAUCGUCGAAUCAACAACAUCGACGUAACGCUUUCAGAGGACAGCAACUCGUGGAGAGAGUCGGACACCUGGUACCGGCAGACCUAUAUCGUCCACAAUGCAUUGGAGAUAUCAGCUCUUCCUAUCGGACUCAAAAAAUCGAAAGCCGUAAUAGAUAUUGGUCGUUGGAAAGUUUUCAAGAUAGUAUACCCUAAAGACGCCAAUACCAAGGACAAGCUAGAAUUGCUAUGUAAUGCCCUCAAGGACUACAACGUCAAGAUCCAGAACAUAGAUCGAUUUACUCAAUGGGACACGCAGACGGAGAUAAGGCCCCCUGUCUGGAAAUGGAUAGACACGUCUGACCCCCCAUCACCAAAGAAAACAUUCUCACUAAAAGAUCUCUUCGACCAUGAUUUUGUCCAUUUAACCUUCCCUGUCCGUUAUCAACUCGAAGUCUGCAUCUCGAACGGAUAUCUCUCUGAGUUUACAAUGACUCGUGAGUUUGCUGUAAAGCUGUCUGAACUAGAAGAGGCGCACGCAGUAAAACUCCUGGAACAUGUGUCCACGAAGAAGCAUGUUUAUCACGACCCGAUGAAGAUCUUUGAAUUGAAGUUCAUUAAGGGAGUGACUCAUAUAAAGAUUCCCCCUUACUGCUGCUAUAUGCGCUCUGCUAGAAUUACACCUAGUACCAUCUAUUACAAUACGCCGACAGUAGACAUCUCCAACCGUAUCGUCCGUCGCUAUAUCGAGCAUGCAGACCGUUUCCUUCGAGUGCGAUUCACGGACGAGAAAGUGCUUGGUCGGAUCAACUGCACGACUGACAGUACGAUGGAUGAGGUGUUCACUCGUAUCAAAAGAGCAUUGACAAAUGGAAUUGUAAUUGGUGAUAGACGCUACGAAUUUCUCGCGUUUGGAAACUCCCAAUUCCGGGAACACGGCGCCUACUUCUUCGCUCCUUUGUCAAACCUCACAGCUGCCAAUAUCCGUGCAUGGAUGGGCCAUUUCAAUAGCAUACGCAAUGUUGCGAAGCAUGCCGCCAGGCUGGGGCAAUGUUUCUCGACCACUCGAGCUAUUGCCAGUUGUCCAGUGGAGAUGGUUAAGAUCGAGGAUGUUGAACGUAACGGGUAUACCUUCUCCGAUGGUGUCGGUAGGAUCUCGCGAUUUCUGGCGCAAAUGUCUAUGUCGGAGCUCAAGAUCAAAACGCCAACGGGAGAGCCUCCCUCUGCAUUUCAGUUCCGUCUAGGUGGCUGUAAGGGAAUGCUCGUUAUCUCUCCCAAGGCUCUACGCCAGGAAGUACACAUCCGAAAAAGCCAGUUCAAAUUUGCGGCUAUCCAUAACGGUUUAGAGAUCGUCCGCUGGUCUCAGUUCUCUACGGCCACUUUGAACAGACAGCUCAUCAUUGUGUUGUCAACACUGGGAGUCCCCGACCAAGUAUUCCAUGCGAAGCUCUGCACCAUGGUACAGGGGCUCGAGGAGGCCUUAGAAAGUGACCCACAAGCCAUCUACUGGCUCAGGAAAUAUGUGGAUCCAAACCAAAUGACCCUUACGAUCAGUCAGAUGGUUCUCGAUGGUUUCAGGAGAUCGAAAGAGCCUUUCCUGACGUCAAUUCUGACAUUGUGGAGGGCGUGGCAUCUCAAGUACUUGAAAGAAAAAGCUAGGGUCGCCAUCGACAAGGGAGCAUGUCUAUUAGGCUGUAUGGAUGAGACAGGGGUUCUUCAGGGCUAUUUCCACGACAAAAAGCCUAGGCAGGAUGCCUCGGCGGAAGAAAAAGUGGCUGCCCUGCCUGAGAUAUUUCUUCAGGUGUCUCGUCCCGAAACUGGUGGAAAGCCCGAAAUAGUUGAAGGCCCCUGCAUCCUGGCCCGUAACCCUUCCUUACACCCAGGUGAUAUUCGUGUCGUGAAAGCCAUCAAUGUUCCCCAGUUGCACCAUCUUCACGAUGUGGUUGUCUUGCCACAGACAGGCGACCGAGAUAUACCAAGCAUGUGCUCGGGCGGAGAUCUAGAUGGCGACGAUUACGUCGUUAUCUGGGACCGCGACCUGCUGCCCAAGGACUGGUUUCGGGAGCCUAUGAAAUAUGCUAGCAACAAAGCUCAGGAUCUCAAUAGGGACGUGACAGUCAAUGACAUCACAUCCUUCUUUGUCAUGUACAUGAAGAACGACUUUCUUCCUAGGAUCGCCCAUGCCCAUCUCGCCUUGGCCGACUUCCUUGAAGAUGGUGUCAAUGAGGAAAAAUGCAUCCGGCUUGCCCAGCUACAUUCCGUCGCAGUAGACUACAACAAGACAGGCAUCCCGGCCAUACUGACACGCAACCUAGAACCCCGAAAAUGGCCGCACUUCAUGGAGAAGUUCCAUAAGCCCAAGGACAGAAUAUACCACUCAAACAAGAUCCUGGGUCAACUGUACGACGCCGUUGAGCGUAUUGACUUCGUCCCCAGCCUCGAAAUGUCAUUCGAUAAGCGACUCCUCAGCUGCGACAUAGAAGUACCCGACGACCUUCUUGCAUUUGCAAAGAACCUCAAGGGUCAAUAUGAUGACGCAAUGCGCCGAAUCAUGGCACAGCACGAGAUCAAAACGGAAUUCGAAGUCUGGUCGACAUUUAUUCUAAGCCAUGCCAAUGCAAGCAAGGACUAUAAGUUCCAUGAGGAAAUUGGUGCGAUCUCCACUUCUCUCCGCGAGACAUUCAAAAAACAAUGCUACGAAAGAGUUGGAGGCCGAAAUUUUGACCAAAUUGCUCCUCUGGCUCUCGCCAUGUACCGCGUCGCUAACAAAGAAAUGUCCACCGCGCUUAACAAAUAUCGCGCUGAGAACCUGACGGUGGACAACAAACUUUUCCGCAAACCGGCACCCAAGAUUGGCCAAUUGCCUUUGAUCAGCUUCCCAUGGAUUUUCCCGCAUAUAUUAGGGAAGAUCGCGCUAGGUCAUUAUGAAUUCCCGGCGCACGCUUCAAAUGCCAAUACUGACCCUUUCGGCCUGUUCACCGAUGACCCGGAGCCUAACCCUUCUGUUCCCUACCAUUGUGAUACACGCAUGGUUGCCCCUAUGCCCCAGAACCACGGUGAACACGUGAAAUCUUUGGAGCAGCUUCUUGAUUUUGGGCUCUCAGCCUCUGACCCAUAUGAAUUAGCUUCGUCUGCAGCGGCACCUAACGGCGCUAUCGAUACAGGUCUCAACUUGCUGGAUAUUGCUGAUAUUCCGGAGAGCAGCAGCAACGGAUGUAUCGUGCAACCCACGGACUUCAAGGCUAACGCUAAAUCCAAUAUAAAGCAAUGUGAGAGCCCAAGUGGCGGUGGCAGUGCCGGUGGUGGAUGUAUCGUGCAAAGCAUUGAUACGACCACCCAGCCUAUUGACCUCUCACAGCGCGGCAGCAGCCCAAGCGGCGGCGGUUCCAGCGGGGAUGGGUGUAUUGUUCAAAUUGUAGACAUGAUUAAUAACACGCUCAAAGAAGAAAUUAAUAGUGACAGGUGUCAUGAAAUCGUGGAGGAAGAGGAUGAUCUUCAGCCUAAUGCUCUUGACAAGCUUCAGGAGUUGCUGGGUUUCUGA
Messenger RNA from Aspergillus alliaceus, 4272 nucleotides. RefSeq names its product RNA dependent RNA polymerase. The record is from RefSeq and is a predicted model, not a curated record. Gene Ontology annotation, molecular function: RNA-directed RNA polymerase activity. Gene Ontology annotation, biological process: siRNA processing. Lineage: Eukaryota; Fungi; Ascomycota; Eurotiomycetes; Eurotiales; Aspergillaceae. The transcript is spliced from 4 exons. Gene Ontology annotation, cellular component: nuclear RNA-directed RNA polymerase complex. Bases 1 to 4272 code for a protein of 1423 amino acids.